Trachymyrmex septentrionalis is the source of this 354-nucleotide messenger RNA. Its product is annotated as zinc finger protein 888-like. Gene Ontology annotation, molecular function: DNA-binding transcription factor activity; RNA polymerase II cis-regulatory region sequence-specific DNA binding. Bases 1 to 348 code for a protein of 115 amino acids. The record is from RefSeq and is a predicted model, not a curated record. Gene Ontology annotation, biological process: regulation of transcription by RNA polymerase II. Lineage: Eukaryota; Metazoa; Arthropoda; Insecta; Hymenoptera; Formicidae. The transcript is spliced from 4 exons.
AUGCGCUUUGAAACAUAUAAUAGUGAGGUACAUACUAAAGAUAAACCUUACAAAUGCGGAACGUGUGGCAAGACAUUUCAGUGCAAACAGGAUUUACUUCGUCAUUUGAUAAUUCAUACAGGUGAAAAACCUUAUAAAUGCGAAUUUUGUGAAAAAGGAUUUACUCGGAAAUCAUAUCUAAACAGACACAAGAGGGAAAUGCAUUUCAGAGAACAUAACGAUUGUAACGUUUGUGAGAAUGGUUUCGAUAAUGAACAGGAUAUAAUUAAUUAUUUAGUCACCAAGCAAUCUGACAUCGAAGAAAGACCUUAUAAAUGUCGCAUGAGUGAUACCGUAGUAAAGGACUAACCGCGA